AUGACCUCCGUAACCCGCACGUCGCAGCUUCGCGGCGCUAACGCCGAGCUAAGUGGGCUAGCAGCUCCUGGACGGGUCGCUCUCUCCGCAACACCUCCGGCUUCAGCCAUGACCAAACUUCUGCAGUGGCUGCUCGGCGUGUCGCUGCUCGGCGCCGUCUGGGCGUUGGUCACCUUCGACCUGUUGGGGCUGAGCCUCCCGCGGACGUACAGGGAGGUCGCCUGGCCGAUGCCCGUCUACCUGCUGGUGUCGUUCGGCUGCUACUCCCUGGCCACGGUGGGAUACCGGGUGGCCAUCUUCAACGACUGCGACGAGGCUGCCAAAGAGCUCCAGGAGCAGAUAAAAGAAGCCAAAGAGGACUUGAGGAAGAAAGGACUGAAGAUGUAG
Menidia menidia (Atlantic silverside) is the source of this 387-nucleotide messenger RNA. The record is from the annotation of a GenBank genome assembly. NCBI's taxonomy places the organism in Eukaryota, Metazoa, Chordata, Actinopteri, Atheriniformes, Atherinopsidae.